AUGAAAAAUGACAGACGAUGCCUUGCUGCUGGUAUGAAAUUGGACCUUGACGUGAAAAGAGGGAGAAGAGAAGAGGACGUUGAAGACUGGAAGUCGUCGAACUGGAUGAGUCAGCAUGUUGACAACGGUCAACUUCUCCACUCCAAUGUUCCUUCUCCAUCACCCUUCCGACCUCGAAUACGUCCAUUGGCAAGGUCUCACAUCCUCUCACGCCAAGACUACACAUUCACGCGAUCCUGUGAUCCUCCGUGUAGCACAAACUUGACAGCUGAUCGGGUGGGGCAACUUCUGAGCUUACAUCGACCUCACACCGUACUCAAGCAGAGAAGAAACCUGAAGCGGUCUGACAUUCCUCAUCUGUCUUCGCAAGCGCCUCGGGCGAACAAGCCAAUACUUCACACCAUGGUCACCACUACCACAGUCACCGAUGAGACCUAUCGUGAGCUGCCAAGCGCAGAGACACUACGUGAGGCCGGCCACCUCCGUGUCAAGAACGAAGGAGGCAUAGAGGUUGACUUCAACACUCUCUACACCGUCUCAAAUGCCCAAAAGCGCCAGUUCAUCAUCUUCAUUCGACACUUCUUCUGUGGUGCUUGCGAAGAAUACAUCAAAGCCAUUUCGCGCACCCUGACACCAGAAAAGAUUGCCGCUGCUUCGACAAGCAUCAGCAUAAUCGGCUGUGGUGGCUCAGAUCUCAUCGCCGACUAUCGCAAGCGCAAUGAUAUAUCUUUCCCGGUGUACGCGGAUCUCAGCUUGGAACUUUUUGAUAAGCUGGGUAUGCCCAAGUCCAGCGCGCCCAUUUCGGAAGGAUGGAACGCGAAACAACCGGAUUACCACAGCCGUAGCUUCUUUGACAUAGUGUGGAGGAGUACGUACAAUGCGUUGAGCUCAGGUCCCAAGGCAAUUAGGGGUGGGCCGCCAGGGCAGAAUGGGGGCGCACUGCUUUUUGAAAGUGGCGAGCUGAAGAUUUGCCAUCGGAUGCGGACCACGAGCGACUAUCUCCAGAUCGGCGAAUUGCAGGAGCUUUUGGACAUCGUUGCAUAA
This is a messenger RNA of Fulvia fulva, 1044 nucleotides long. RefSeq lists its product as uncharacterized. Lineage: Eukaryota; Fungi; Ascomycota; Dothideomycetes; Mycosphaerellales; Mycosphaerellaceae. The coding region runs from base 1 to 1044 and encodes 347 amino acids. The transcript has 3 exons. The record is from RefSeq and is a predicted model, not a curated record.